ACAAAGACUUCAUUCAUAUUGUGAAUCCAACGCAUGUGAGAGCCGGCUAGUGGCUCGAGUCAGUAGCCCUCGUGAGACCCAAGCAAUACCUUACUCUCCUGCCUUCUUUCAAGUUUCCGACGCGGAAUGUAAGAGCUUGUAGGAGAAUUGAAGGAUGAGUCGUACGUGGAUAGCAACAGUGGUGAUGGUGGCAGCACUGGGAGGAGCCUGUGAGGGCUUCAGUAUUCGGCCGGAACUGGUCGGACUUCUCAAAGCGGAAGAAAUCCACAAACAAUUCGAACUUCUCGAAACUUUAUUAGGAAAGCUAGUCAAUGGAAGCAACUGCAAAAAUCGUACACAAGAUGCCCUCGAGGAAAGUAUAGAAAUGAAACCUGAAGGUGAAGGGACAACAAUAGUUCCUAAGGGUGAAGAGAAUAUGGAAGAUGAGGAAAAAAAUAAAGAUUAUGAAAAGCAUCACCAAAACCACACCAUGUUGCUACCACCUAAUGACGAUUGCAAUGUUAUCAAAACGGGUAUUUCUGAAGAGGAGAAAGAGUUUAUUCUUGAGCUGCACAACGAACUAAGAUCCCACGUAGCAAUAGGGAACGAAAGCCGAGGAGAUCCAGGUCCGCAGCCACCCGCCGCCAACAUGUACCAGCUAGUAUGGAACGAAGAGCUCGCCGAGGUGGCGCAGGCAUGGGCAUCACAGUGCCCUUCAGGACAUGACGAGGAAAAGAAGCGAAGGUUGCUCUCUCGCACGUACCUUACUGGCCAAAACAUCAACUAUCACUGGGGAACUUACGACAAUGGAUCGGACUGGGAGACAGCGAUAAAAAACUGGUAUGAUGAAGUUGUGGACGUAGAUGCUGAUAUAGCUGCUGCUUUCAGACCCCACAGUACCAAGAAGAUUGGCCACUACACUCAGCUUAUCUGGGGAAACACCAAAGAGAUUGGCUGUGGCAUCGUUUACUAUGAGACAGAGAGGAAAGGAUUCUAUUAUCCUUUUAGUAUAACCUAUGUGUGCAACUACGGACCUGCUGGCAACUAUUUGAAUUUGCCUUUCUAUGAGCAAGGGCCAACCGCUACCAAGUGUCCUGAGAAUGUGUCAACGGAGUAUACUGCUCUCUGCAUCUAGCGGGUCAUGUGUUCCAGGAUUUAUAUAUCAAUGUAUUAAUUGUAUGAUUUAAAUAGAUAGAAUAAUGUCAUAUAGAGAGGGAAAAAAAUUCAUUCUUACAUCAGAAACCCAAGGGAAUGUGCAUGGUAUUUAACUCAUUUUGCCAUAUUUCUUACUCUAUGCUUAACGGUGAUAACUAAAAACCUUCCUAAUAUUUUAUUAGUUGGUUUCAUGAUACAAAUAACGUAAAGAAUUUUUUUCCAGCUGACUAUCUUUUAUGUGUAAAAAAGUCAGUUAGGUGGUAAAACUGGUAGUAGUUUUAUCAGACCAUAGUGAACACCCCAAUUAUUGACUAAGCGUGACUAUCUGUCAGCGACACAGUCUUCCACUCCCAAUCAGUGGUUCCCAAACUGUGGUACGCGAAGGCCCUCCAGAUGGUACUUAAGCACUUUCGGAAUCAUACGCGAUAUUUAAUUAAAUGAACUCAUUUCUCAGAAAAAUUAUUAUUGCCUUAAGGCGAUUUCACACAUGCCAGUCUGCGACUAAAAUUUUACGUAGGCUGACUUUCCGACUCAUUCCUUCUAGUCGAAAAGUAUCACACGUAGCGACUGGAAAGCAUCGACUAGUUAGCGACUUGGCAGGAAGUGAAUGUAAACAAACAAUUACCCGCCAAAAUGUCUUCCUCCAGUGACGAUGCUGAAGCUGUGGUUUUUUUUUUUUUUUGGGCGUACCGGAAGAGUCAACAGAAAAGAAAAUGCCUGUGGAUAUGUCUCUGGCUAAGUACAGGGAAAGAAAGGAGUGUCUACUACAUUUCUUGUAAGAAAAUUGUUAAUCUUAAGAGGACUAUGCACAAUAAUUGCGAUCAAUCCUCACCUCCAACAACACCCUGCAUUGAGGAAAAAGGUUCUUGUAGAGUAGUAACUAUUUCGUCGAACGACGAUUUGCGCAAGCUUUUUUUUUUUAAACUGGAAUUUUUUUUUCAAACUGGAAUUUCAGGGAUCCCAGAUGUGUUCUUUUUCCCUCACUAACUCUAACGUCUUCUCUAUACCUGGAGACCACAUUUUCUAAGCUUACUCCGUGACAUCACGACGUAAAUAAAGUCACAAAUCGAUUAACAACACCAACUGGUUGGUCUUGUUUUGCGACUGGUUUCUCCAGUAGCAAGACACCGAUUUUGAGUCGGAAACUCUACCGACGUAAAAUUUCAGUCGCAAGAUAAUCUGGCAUCGAUCAGCUGGUGGAGAAGAAAUGCAUCCCUUGCAUUGAACUGAGUUGUGUUCCUUGUUGUUAGUUCUAUUUGUGAACAAAUUAAUAUUUGCUGGAAUUGAGCUUUUUUCUGGAACUAGGUGGUACACGGAAACUGUACGAGACUGUACUCGCUCAAGAAAACUUUGGGAACCACUGUUCUAUAUCAGGAGAAUGGUUCUAUAGUGAAUCUCACAUCACUUCUUGUUGCAAUCUCAAACUAUACUGCAACUUUAUAUGACAAUGUUACCCAAGUAUGCAAAAAUAAAAUGUCACAAUAUAAA
Messenger RNA from Portunus trituberculatus (swimming crab), 2622 nucleotides. RefSeq names its product venom allergen 5-like. Gene Ontology annotation, cellular component: extracellular region. The record is from RefSeq and is a predicted model, not a curated record. The coding region runs from base 155 to 1114 and encodes 319 amino acids. NCBI's taxonomy places the organism in Eukaryota, Metazoa, Arthropoda, Malacostraca, Decapoda, Portunidae. The transcript is spliced from 7 exons.